Molecule: messenger RNA, 688 nt
Organism: Paramecium sonneborni
Lineage: Eukaryota; Ciliophora; Oligohymenophorea; Peniculida; Parameciidae
Source: the annotation of a GenBank genome assembly
GUUAAUAAAAUUUCUUGUUUUUACUAGCAUUAUGAAUACGGAACAUUAAGAGCAUUUACCUAAGAAAAAAUUUCUUCUAAAAAAAUAGAUUUCAGAAAAAUUAUUUAAUUCUCACUCUCCUUCACAUCAAUAUGAGUUUAAAGGAGGUUCUCCCCAAAAUUAAAGGAAAAUAAUAUUUCCACCAAUUUAAGUAUCUUAAGAGCAUUCUGAUUAAAAGAAUUAGAAUAGCCCUAAAUUUAAUAUGGCAGUCGAAAAAAUGGAUUAUAUAAAAUUACCUGAGAUUGACGAAAAAUUCUUUUUUAAAAGGUCAAUCUAGUAAGAUCUAUUUAAUGCUAAAGGUUAAUAUUAAAAUAAGAAAACAACAACAGAGGAGUAUGAAGCUAUUGAAAAUGAACAAAUUAUCUCUGCUCAUCAUGCUAUUAACAAGAAAGUAGAUUUUUAAGAGGAUGUUAUCAUAUAUGAUUAUGUCAAUUAAACUUGUAAGAAAAGUAAUAUUGAUGGUUCAUAGAAACCAUUAAAGUUUAUAAGAUAAAAAAAAAAUUUUAGUGAUGAUUUUCGAAAUUAUAAUGACACAUUUAGACAUAAUGGCAAAUCUUAGUUUUUUGAGACAAGGGAAAGAAAUAAUUAAAAACACUAUAUAAUCGAUACUUUAUAGAUGGAAAAUCACAAUUAAUUAAAUAUUGAAUGA